Molecule: messenger RNA, 309 nt
Organism: Fusarium venenatum
Lineage: Eukaryota; Fungi; Ascomycota; Sordariomycetes; Hypocreales; Nectriaceae
Source: RefSeq, a predicted model, not a curated record
AUGGCCUCCCAACUGCUACCCCUCGAGCUUAUCGACAAGUGUGUUGGCUCGAGAAUUUGGGUCAUCAUGAAGGGCGAUAAGGGUAAGACGAGUGUUUGCUGUCAAGAGAGGCGUUGUACUGAUGAGCUGGCAGAAUUCAGUGGAACACUCGUUGGAUUCGAUGACUACGUCAACAUGGUUCUGGAGGACGUGACUGAGUUUGAUUACUCGGGAAACCACACCAAGCUACCCAAGAUUCUACUCAACGGUAACAACAUUUGCAUGUUGAUCCCCGGUGGUGAGGGCCCAGAAGGGGCUGCUUCAGGUUGA